AGUUCUAGUUCAACUUUAGCCAUGAAAGCCGUCUGGGUGACUUUGGGCCAAUCACCAGGAAAUCGUGAGUUCUAGUUCAACUUUAGCCAUGAAAGCCAGCUGGGUGACUUUGGGUCAGUCCCUCACUCUCUCUGCCCAAUCCACCGGGGAGUUGUCAUUGUGGGGAAAAUAGGAGUAGGAAGAAUUAUGGUGUGUGUUUAUUUCCUUGACCUGAAGUUGUAUCUUGGAAACUGGAGCCAAUUAAUACUCAGGACUUAAUUUUCCUUUAUUAGUGACCCAAUUCUGGUAAAAAUUAACUACUUUCAUUUCCAAGGCUUUCUCCUUGUAGACCAGCGUUACCAGAUUUUGGGUUAUGUGCCAAGCACAGUAGCCCAACAUUACUUGCUUGCUUAGGCAGUUAAUCUGCUCCAUGUUAUUCUUAUUCAUUCUUAUUCAAGACAUAAAUUUAUGAUGAUGAUGAUGAUGAUGUGUAAUUGGAAUGCUGAAAAACAUCCUGGAUGAUUGUUGAAAUACUAGUCUCUAUUUGGCUCUGAAGCCAGGUCAUGAUCACUGAUAAUAUCAAUCAAACAUAGCUUGCUUAUCCAAAAGAGUGCUGCUAUAAAAGACAAGAGAUUCUUCCCAGAGUCUCUCAAAUCCACACUGGUUUUGGAAAAACAGUGCCACAGAUACUUGGAAAAGUCCAGAACAAAGGAAAUGCAUGAUCUCGCUUUGCUACCGGAUUGUUGAAGACACCAACCACAGGCUAAAGGUGCAUGGAAAAAGUUUCCUGAAUUAAUUGACAUAGUUCUACUCUCAGACUAAAGUACUGUCUCAUUUUAAGGAAGGCUUCGGAGAUCCACCUGUAACCCGUUUGUGAAAGCUUGUAAUCCAGUGAUCUGUUUAACAAGCCUUAACAAGCCAAACAGAAAUUUGCCAGCCAUGUCUCAUCACCAUGAGGACAUCCUUCAAAGAACAUCUGGUGAAAAAGUGAUCCACGGAGGCGAGCCAUCUGUCUGGAAAAUCCCCAGGCAGAUGGGAUCCUUCGGUCCAAAGGCAAUGAUCACCGGUGGCACGGGAUAUUCUGGAUUCCACCUGGGCUGUGCUCUCCUCCAGGAAGGGAUCGGUGUGGUUUUGCUGGAUAGACGUGAACCUAAAAGGGAGCUCCCCCAAGGAGCAAUCUUCUUCCAGGCUGACGUGCGGGAUUACGAGAAAGUCUUCCAAGCUAGCGAGGGAAUUGACACCAUGUUUCAUUUGGCAAGCUUUGGCAUGACAGGAACCGAUCAACUCAAACAGAAAGAAGAGAUUGACUCCAUCAACGUGGGAGGAACAAAGGUUGUGAUUGACGUUUGCAAAUCAAGAAACAUUUCCAAACUGAUCUACAGCAGUUCAGUGACUGUUAUAUUUGGUGGGGAUCCAAUUGAAGAUGGAGAUGAAACGUUGCCGUACUUUCCUCUUGAAAAGCAACCUGACUAUUACUCCAGAUCCAAAACAAUUGCAGAACAGAUGAUCUUAGCUGCCAAUGGCGCCUCACUUCAGGGAGGAGGGACACUCCGAACUUGUGCACUUCGUCCGCCUGGAAUCUACGGUCCGGGAGAGAAGAAAAUUAUUCCCCACAUCGUCAAAACUAUCCAGACCUAUUUAAGGUACUUCACUUUUGAUACCACGGGCACAUGGAUGAACUGGGUUUAUAUUUGUAAUGUAAUUCAAGCCUACCUCCUUGCCAGCAAAGCUCUAGCAGCAGAGAGAAAUUUCAUUGCUAGUGGUCAAGCCUAUUUUAUACACGACGGAGAAAAAGUCAAUUUUUUCAAAUGGUCGUCAGUUGUGUACAAAGCGCGGGGUCUCCGGAAGCCGAGACUGGUCCUGCCUGGGGUUCUUUUAAAAAUCACAGUUACCAUGGCGGAGUAUCUCUACUGGGUUCUUAAGCCCAUAUUUAAGUUUACACCGUUGCUGACCAAAAGAGAGAUGGGGCACCUCCUUGUGACCUACACUUUUCAGAUAGACAAAGCAAGGAAGCAGCUGGGCUAUCAUCCGAAGAAAUAUUCCUUGGCCGAGGUGAUAGACAAUUAUCUGCGGAGAAAGUCUAUGUGUGAAGAAAAAGGAUGUCCCUCCUCCUAAUAUUCAAAUUUGGCCCAAAGAUGGUUUUUUUCCUCCCCAAAAGGCAACCGGACUCUCUUUGUUUUCCCUUGAAGACGUUUCACUUCUCAUCCAAGAAGCUUCUUCAGUUCUGACUGAAUGAUGGAGGACGGAAGGAUUUAUAUUCCUUGCAGUCAUCUGAUCGUUAGUACUCUCUCUGAGAGUCGUUGAGGCCACUUGGAGAUUUAGUUUUCAUAUUUGGCCUUUUUUCUUUUACACUGGGGCUUUUCGUUCCUCACUGAACCGUUUUCAGAAACUUGUCCGCCUGUGGAGAAGACAGGAAGCCCUCGACUUACGACCACAAUUGAGCCCAAAUUUCCCGUGGCCUCAGUUUACCACCUUUUUGGUUUUGCCAUUGUGAAGUGAAUCACUGUAGUUUUUAAGCGAAUCGUGCGUUCGUGAAGCGAACCUGGCUUCCCCCGUUGACUUUGCUUGUUGGAAGCUGGCUGGGAAGGUUGCAGAUGAUGAUCACAUGGCCCUGGGAUGCUGCAACUGUCACAAAAACAUGUCAGUUGCCAGGCGUCCAAAUUUGGAUCGCUUCUGAGGAUGCUGCGACAGUUAUAAGUCUGCAAACUGGUUAUAAGGAAGUUGAUUCUUGCCUUUGAGUGAAGAGCCAAUAUUAUUUAUUGCAUGUAAGGCAGUGAUCCCCCAAACCUUGGCAGCCCAGCAAGGAAGGGGGCAGAGGGGAUAGUUCCUUGUGAGUGACAGGGACCCGCCCCCUCAUGAAUCUGUGCAGCUCCGUUGGUGUGAGCACAAGAUGACUACUGCUCCCCGGGGGUUGGGGAUCCCUGGGUUAAGGGAUGUUUGUUGGGAUGCUGAAUAAUUCGACUGGGAGUUCAAAGGCCUGUGACUGCCUGGAAACACUUUGAAAAUAAGGCAGUUUGGGGCAGGUAAGUGCCUGGAUCAAAGUGCCUCUGAGGAUGAGCUCCCCGGGCAGAAGUGGCGUCAGUUUUUAACCGCUUCCAUGAGAUGUCGGAGAAUUUCUCUUUCAAGAAAUGUCAUGAUUUCAAAGCUUAACAAUAAACCGGUGCCAAUUGUGGUGCAGAAUCC
This is a messenger RNA of Crotalus tigris (Tiger rattlesnake), 3162 nucleotides long. RefSeq names its product putative short-chain dehydrogenase/reductase family 42E member 2. The transcript is spliced from 13 exons. Lineage: Eukaryota; Metazoa; Chordata; Lepidosauria; Squamata; Viperidae. The coding region runs from base 919 to 2094 and encodes 391 amino acids. Gene Ontology annotation, molecular function: 3-beta-hydroxy-Delta5-steroid dehydrogenase (NAD+) activity. The record is from RefSeq and is a predicted model, not a curated record. Gene Ontology annotation, biological process: steroid biosynthetic process.